AUGUUAUCUUCUAAUAAUUAAGAUGAAGCAAUGUUAUCAGACAGAAAUGAAUAAGAAUUAUUUCAGAGUGAUUCUUCUUCAGAAGAGAAUGAAUCUGAAAAUUAAUUAGAUGAGGAAAAUGAAAAUGAUAAAAUUGAACCUGAAAAUCAUUCAUUUUAAGAUUAGUAACCUUUGUCAAAAGAUGAACACAAAAAGAAAGAAAUUAAAGAAACAUGUUUAGAGAAACUAAAAGGCUAUAUUGGAUUUGGAAAUUUUUUAACUAGCUAAAAAAUAGGUUAUGUAUUUUUCAUUCCAAUAUCAAGCAAAUGGACUUUUAAAAUGCAAGUAAUAAUUACACAAUUAAUUAUUGCAACAGUAUCACUUGGUGUAUUUUUUGGUAUAAGAUUUCUGGGUUAGGAUAUAUUUAAAAAUAUUAUAUAAGAAUGGUCGAAGAAUAAUUUUGCUAAAUUGUAAUAAGAACAAAUCCAAUAAGUUUCUGAAUAAUUCAUUACUUUAUGUUUAGUAACUUAUAUGAAUGAAAUUUAAUUUGCAUAAGUAAUGAAUGAAGUUUUUUAAUAAAGAAUUAUUUAAUGGAAUGAAAAUCAACUUGUUUCAAUGGAUCAGAAUUUAGACGAAUAUGCUAAAUUUUAUUAAUAUACUUCAAUAAUUGAUUAUGCAACCUAGAGCUAUUCAACAUAUAUGUUUUUAAAUUAGACAAAUUUGUCAUAAGGGGAUCUUUAAUAUUAUUUAAGUGCAAAUUAUUUAAUGAAAUAUAAUUAUGUUACUUUAACUUGCUCAUUUUUUUGGAUUUUCAAAAAUGGUUUAAUGGUUUAAUAUCCUGGAAUAAACGUUACUGAUAUUGAACAAUUUAGAAAUUAUAGAAAAUAAAUUGAUUAUAAAAAUUAAGAGACUUCAGAAUUUAUUUUUGAUGAUGUUCUCUAAAACUAUGUCUAAAGAUCAAUAUAUCCAAUUAUUAACUAAAAUAAUGAAACUAUCGGAAAUAUUUUUAUUGAAAGAUUACCAUAAAAUUUCAAAGAUUUAUUCAUGUUAUUUGCAACCAGCGAUUUACUUAAUUAUACAAUUCUAAUCUCAAACAAAGAUGGUAAUAUUAUUUAUUAAAGUUUUCAAACCUCGAAUUUCACAAUAAAUAUAAUUUAAUAAUUAAUAGCAUAUCCUGAUGAACUAAUAAUUCAUGAUUUUAAGUUGGAGAAAGGUGGAAAUUCUGAUUAUCCAUAUAAAAUCUAUAAAGGAAUAAUAAAUAACACUAUUUACUCUAUCUCAAUUAUAAAAUUAAACUUUACCAUUAUAAUGUAAAAUUUAUUAUCAUAAUUAGUGUAUAUCCUUAUACAUUACUCGAAAUAUAAUUGCAGAACUAAGAAGAAGAGUUUGAUACAUAUGAUAAAGAGUUCAAUGAAAGAUAUUUAGCUGCUUGCAUUGCUGCUCCUCUCAUUUACAUUAUUUUAGUAGUCUUCUUUUUGGUUAGAGAAAUUAAACCAUUGGAAGAAAUAACAUAAUCUGCAUAAAUGUCAUUAAAAAAAUCAUAAGCUUUUGAUGAAAAAUCAUUAUCAAAUAUUAAAGGAAAUGGAUUAAUAUCUCAUUUAACAUCUUUAUUCAGCAAAUUAAUGAUCGAUCUAAAUUAAUUGAAAUUGGAAAAGAAAAAGCAAAUUAUUGAAUUUUAUAAUUCAUAAACCUAUCCAAAAAAUAAUAAAGUUAAAAAUGUAGAUGAAAUUUUAAAAGAAAUUGAAAAAAUUAAUGUUGAAUAAAUAUAAUCCUAAUCGCCAAUUCAAAUCCCAAAUUAUGAAGAUUGA
Molecule: messenger RNA, 1787 nt
Organism: Paramecium sonneborni
Lineage: Eukaryota; Ciliophora; Oligohymenophorea; Peniculida; Parameciidae
Source: the annotation of a GenBank genome assembly